Molecule: messenger RNA, 3201 nt
Organism: Lytechinus pictus (painted urchin)
Lineage: Eukaryota; Metazoa; Echinodermata; Echinoidea; Temnopleuroida; Toxopneustidae
Exons: 6
Coding region: 940-1434 (164 amino acids)
Source: RefSeq, a predicted model, not a curated record
GGGGGGGGGGGGGGCUUUCAUGGUCUUGCGCAUGAUCUCCUGAAGGGGGUGGAGGUGAAUAAGAAGAGUAAUAAGAGCAUAUCAUGCAAGCGACGGAACAAAUUGUCCGAGCCGAUUUGGUAUAAAUUAUCAUUUUUGAGGGAUUUUUUAUUGUUAUUUUUUGUACUUUUUGCAUGAAUACUACCGGAUUUGGUGAAUAUUUUAGGUGGAUUUAAAUGACCAAGGAAGGUUUUUAAAUUUCUUGGGGACAUCUCUCCUACCCAGUAGCACACGGAACAUGGCAGCGCUUUAUCCAAUCAUGGGCAUAUCAUGCAAGCGAUGGAGCAAAGCGUCCGAGCUGAAUUAGUUUAGGUUAUCAUAAUAUUGCAGGGAUUUUGUUGUUGUGACACUUUCGUAAGGAUAUCUACAGAUUGGGGCACUCUAUAUAACAAAAAAAAAGGCAUAUUCUUUUAAAUGUCUGGGGCAACUGCCCUCUGCCUCUUUGCACAUUUUUGCCAUGGUACAUUGGAAUUUCCAUACCAACAACUAUCAGUAUGGGAGGUCUACGCAGGCCUUUCAGAUCUUCUAGUUACAUAGUGUAUGGCACGAUAUUCAUGUCUUCGACUUUUUUCUGAAUUACCCCUUUUCAACGAAUUUUGGAGUGGUUCCAUUCAGUGUCGUUCGAGUUCGCGUCGACGACACAAUGCACUGAUGCAAGGAAUUCAUCCAGGAUCCAUUCGCGUUUACUCUACCGCUUCGCAAAUUGGGACCACAAAGAGUGCCUUGUCAAAGAACUGUCAGUGUCAUUCGCUGUCUAUUUAUCUACCCAGACGGUUUGACCAUAACUAUAAUGCCUAAUCGUACUCUUAUGAACUCCUACAAGCUCCAAAUCAUUUCAUAGGGUCUCAAAGCAGCAACAGACGAAGAAAAUAGAGAACUUACAGUUGCACCUCUUCCACGAUGGCGAUUUUAACUAGAUGUUGCUGCUUUAAAAAUGUCAGGAGUGGCUCUACAGCUAGUGGUGUAUAUUCAUUGAUCUACUGCUUCGUAAGCAUGGGGAUCCUGCUAUGGGAGUUCGUCGGCUACAUCGAGAUGUCGUCAUUUACGGGAGCUGCGAGGCAGGGCAUUUACGCUGCGUACAGUAUUGACCUAGUGGCACUCACCUUUCUAUUCGUUGCUUCCAUUAUCCUCCUAGUGGGCGUGGCUAAGAAUUCGAAGUGCAUGUUGAUUCCCUACAUGAUAGCGGUUCCCUUUCUCAUCGUUCUUCAGCUUAUCUCAUGGAUAAUCGUCUUUGUUUUCAUGGGAAUGGGAGAAGUCGAAGAUUACGGAAUCGAUAUCGCACAAUGUGUUGUUUGGUUCAUUGUGACGGCACCAAAGAUUUUGUGUCUUCUUUGCGUGAUAUCACAGUACCAGGAGCUUAAAGAAGGGCGUGGUCGACCAUAUAACAUGGUAUAACCAUGGCAACGCAUCAAGCAACAUUAUCCAGAAGUUAUGUAUAGAGCCAAAAUGAUAGCAAAGGGGCUUCUGUUGAAAAUACUUAAUGAUGAUAGUUUCUAAUUGCGGCUGUAUAUUAAUUUGGUCAACCGAUGGAAUAUUGACCGGUGAGAUUUUAUGGAUCGAUAUGAUCGUUGCCUGAAACAGCAAGAUGACCAGGAAUGAUUUUUAAGAAAAUUUAAAAGGAGGAAAUGUCGGAAUUACCGUAGAGUUAGGAUACCAAUGGAAUGAACCAGCAGAUGACGAAAUGGAUCCCGAUAAUAUUGGUUGCACACACGAACGUGAGUUGGCCUAACCGUACGUGUAGGUUUACCAGGGAGUUUGGAAGGUAGGCUAAUGACCGGUGAUGGACGGUUAUUAAUAAAGUAUAAUAACCGGUCAUGAUUUUGAGGUGAGAAUGGUUUAUAAAAUAACAAGGACCCGCAUCCGACUAUCCGACAUAAAUCAUAUUGUAUAAUACACAGCAGUUUGCUGAGGCAUUUAUCUAGUCUCAUGACCUUUUUUAGUGGCCCAAACGUGUUAUAGAACUGCUCUAAAAUUACAUGUGUGUAUAGUUCUGUCUAAUGCCCUCGAUAAUAUGCAUUAUUUGUAUACUAUGUUAUGUAGUUAAACAGACAUCGGACAAAAUAGUAUGUAUAUAGGCUCACCAUUAACACAAAGGAGAAAAUAAGCAAAUGAAAAUAUAUGAAGUUCUGGGAGAAACAAUGCCACGAAAGCCAAAGGAAUCGAGGAUACACAUGAUUAUCUGACUGACAUUAUUAUUAUGAAACAACCCGACAGGCCGGCAAAUCUAGGGUAAGCGCCAGAAAUGUGACCAUGAAAAAUGAUGACGCAGGCAUUAUAUUAUCUAUACAUGUAGUAUAUCUCAACCGAGCUUAUAAUUACAUAAAUGCCCAUGUGUAUCGAAUUAAAAAAAACAAUACCUAACGAAUGAUGUACCAAUGCAAAACACAUGGGGUGGGGGUGGGGUCGGGGUCAUUAUUUGUUUUUUAAAUGUUAUCAUGUCUCAUAUCUUAAAAGAGGACUCUAAAUAUUGAUAUUUUAAUAUUUUCUUCCUUCUUUUCAAUUAAACUAAAAAUGUCUUCUAAUAGUAAUCAACCUCCCAUGGUAAACAUGCUUAACGUAAUGAUCUUGAUGAUAGGUAGGUCUAAACUUUUAUGCAUUCUGUUUAUUACACUUUCUGUGUGUGAGGGUGUGUUUUUAGAGACAAAUCAAGGUGUAAUUCUGAAAUACACUCGCAUGUAAAAAAAAAAUGAAGCAUAUUAGUCAUUCCUAAAAAAAUCUACAGAUUUGGUGUCUCCAUUAAAUAAAUGGUUACUAUUCAAGGAAAUUUCCAGUACACAUGCAGAGUAAAGGUACAUAUUCAUGGACGUGAUUUUAGCCAAAACAUGUCGGAGAUUCAGCUCUUUUUGUGUCUCGAUUGACUUAUUUUUAUUCAUUCAUUAUAUCUAUUCUUCCCUUGUAUAUAUACCAUUAUUUAUCGUAGAUCAUGUUAAUGUAUUUACUCUAUGUUUUCUAUAGCCUAUCUUUAUAUAACCUAUAUACAUGUAUAUAUAUAUAGUUGGUCUACUUCAUAUAUAACAUUUCUGGUGUAUGGUCAUGCGCGCACGAUAUUCUGCAUUUUAUGUCUUGUAUAUUAUGAAUAUAAUAAUAUUAUCUUCACUGUAGGAAUUAAAUUGAUUUUUCAUUGAUGAAUGAAACUCGUAGUAAUAAAUAGAAAGUCCUCUG